UAGUUUGUAUUCGUCGCUAUUUUAUUAGUCUGUAUUAAUUCUUUCAUCGCGGACAAAGUUCCUCCUAGGACACCAUGUUGUAACCUAAAUUUCCACACUGUCUCGAACUUCUGCCGUAUGACAUACAGCAGGAUGGACCAUAGCGUUGUGUUCACCACCCUGGAGGUCGUGUGUGUGGAAGCCAUCUCUGCACUUUCUGGGAAUGUUGGUCUAAUGCAGAACGAGGCCACGGCUCAACUGCUGGCGACGCUUAGGCGGAUUUACGAACAUGGGCGUGCUGUCGAGGCCCUUGUCAGUGGCUUCUCUGCUGUGUACCACCAUUAUGAUUUUGAUGCUGAGACACCUGCCAAUGGGUACCGCUCCUUGGUUAAGGUGGUUCGUUCCUGUAUUCUUCAUAUAAUCCAGAAAGCUCGAUACAUCUCUUCCAACUGUGGAGGGAUAUUUUUCAGAGUAGAGCACAACACUGGCGAGAUGGAGGCCUACUGCACGGCGCUGUGCCAGCUGCGUGCGUUGCUCUACCUGGCACAGCGGUUGCUUAACAACAACAAACAUGGGCAGCUGUACUCAUGGGAAGACGAGAGUCUGAGCCAAAAGUUCGUUAGGGAGUACGCAACCAUGCACAAGGCCUGUUUCUAUGGCCGCUGCCUGGGCUUUCAGUUCUCUCCUGCUCUCAGGCCUUUCCUGCAGACUAUAGUCAUUAGUAUGGUGUCACUUGGAGAAAACUUUGAGAAGCAGCAAACUAAAAUAGGAAGAGCAGCAUUGUCGUUCCUCACGUCAGGGAAGUACGUCAUGGACCCUGAGCUCAGAGGAGUGCAGUUUGAACGCAUCACCCAGAACCUGGAUAUGCAGUUUUGGAAAACCUUUUGGAAUAUCACAGAGACAGAGCUGCUGACAGGUUUAGCGAGCAUUGCAUCAAACACCGUGCAGGUGAAUAUGACUCUGACAGUUCCGGGUAAGCCUCUCAGUGUACCCCUGGCCUCAGACCCAAAUCUAUCAGUCUCAGUGUCCCCUCCAAUUGCACACUGGGGGCCGGGACCAGUUCACGUACGUCUCAUCUCUUACUGCCUUCGUCCGGGACAGGAUAAUGCCGAGCUGUUGGCAUUGUCUCGCUCUGAAGGACCUCAGCUCUCUCUUCCUGCGGGUUUCCGGCCUCAGAGAGGCAUUCUCUCACCGUGGCUGCUAAUUCACUUUCAUGGUGGUGGAUUUGUGGCACAGACCUCUAAAUCUCAUGAAAGUUAUCUAAAGAGCUGGUCGAAGGAUUUGAAUGUGCCUAUUCUUUCUGUGGAUUACUCACUGGCCCCGGAAGCCCCCUUCCCUCGGGCCCUGGAGGAGUGUUUCUAUGCUUACUGCUGGGCCCUAAAGAAUUGCCACUUACUAGGUUCUACAGCAGAGCGAGUGUGUUUAGCGGGGGACAGUGCUGGUGGAAACCUGUGUAUAACAGUCUCCAUGAAAGCCAUGUCUCACGGGGUACGAGUCCCUGAUGGCAUUAUGGCUGCCUACCCUGCGACUCUCCUGACAAUGGAUGCCUCACCGUCACGCCUUCUGACACUGAUCGAUCCAGUGCUGCCUCUGAGUGUGCUCAAUAAGUGCAUCAAUGCCUACACAGGUUUGGACACUGGCUCCUUGCAGCCCAUGCAGCAGCUGGACACCCUGGCCGCACUGGGUCGAGACACUGCACAUUUACUAGAAAACAUCAGACAAGAAGCUUCCAAUUGGCUGCAGUCACUGUUUGACCCCACAUCCUCUGAAGCCGCUAGAUCAUCCACCAGUUCUCGUAAUGCUGUGCCCGGCAGGCAGCAGAGUGCCAGUGAGUUUCCGGAAGGAUUCGAGCCACUGCGCUCUGGAUGUCCGGCAGAGAUUCAGAUCCCCUGCACCCCUAUCAUGAGGAACCCGUUUGUGUCUCCUUUACUUGCGCCUGACAGUCUCCUUAAGGGGCUGCCGCCUGUACAUCUAGUGGCUUCAGGCUUGGAUGCCCUGUUGGAUGAUUCGGUGAUGUUUGCCAAAAAGCUGAGGAGUAUCAACCAACCAGUGACCUUGACAGUAGUGGACGACCUCCCGCAUGGUUUCCUCAGCCUAGUGCAGCUCUGCAAAGAGACGAAGGAUGCAUCAGACAUCUGUGUGGGACAAAUCAAAAAGGUCUUUGAGCAAGACUUAUCAGCGAACAAUUCCAUAGAUGAGUAAGCUGGGUGAUCGCUAACUGAACAGAUCAAAUGUAGUAAACAGUGUAAAACCUAAAAAGAUCAAACAACAACCAUUAAACCUUUACUAAGCGAGAAUGAA
Trichomycterus rosablanca is the source of this 2280-nucleotide messenger RNA. RefSeq names its product lipase, hormone-sensitive a (gene lipea). The transcript is spliced from 11 exons. Gene Ontology annotation, biological process: cholesterol metabolic process; triglyceride catabolic process. Gene Ontology annotation, cellular component: cytosol. Bases 118 to 2181 code for a protein of 687 amino acids. Gene Ontology annotation, molecular function: sterol ester esterase activity; triacylglycerol lipase activity. Lineage: Eukaryota; Metazoa; Chordata; Actinopteri; Siluriformes; Trichomycteridae. The record is from RefSeq and is a predicted model, not a curated record.